Molecule: messenger RNA, 930 nt
Organism: Macadamia integrifolia
Lineage: Eukaryota; Viridiplantae; Streptophyta; Magnoliopsida; Proteales; Proteaceae
Product: eugenol synthase 2-like
Exons: 5
Coding region: 1-930 (309 amino acids)
Molecular function (GO): oxidoreductase activity
Source: RefSeq, a predicted model, not a curated record
AUGGCUUCAAAAAGCAAGAUUCUGAUCAUUGGAGGGACAGGCUACAUUGGCAAGUUCAUCGUCGAGGCGAGCGCAAAGUCCGGCCACCAGACCUUCGCACUGUUGAGGGACACAGCAGCUUCUCCUGGUUCUGAGAAAGCUAAAUUCCUUGAGAGCUUCAAGAAUUCUGGAGUCACUUUCCUCCUGGGAGAUCUUAGUGAUCAUGCGAGUUUAGUGAGGGCAAUUAAGCAGGUGGAUGUGGUGAUAGCUACUGUAGGGAAGCAAUUGGUUCAAGAACAAGUGAAGAUCAUAGCUGCCAUUAAAGAAGCUGGGAAUGUGAAGAGAUUCUUCCCUUCAGAGUUUGGAAAUGACAUUGAUCGUGUCCAUGCCGUAGAGCCAGCACUGUCUACAUACAAGAUUAAGGCUUCAAUCCGCCGAGCUGUUGAGGCUGAAGGAAUUCCACACACCAUUGUUGUCUGCAACCAUUUUUCCGACUAUUUUCUCCAUAAUUUUGGACAGGUUGGAGCUACAGCUCCUCCUAGAGAAAAAGUAGUGAUAAUGGGGGAUGGAAAUCCCAAAGUAAUAUUUAACAAGGAGGAAGAUAUUGGCACUUACACAAUUAAAGCUGUGGAUGACCCAAGAACCUUAAAUAAGAUCAUGUACAUCAAACCACAUGGAAACAUUCUCUCAUUCAAUGAGCUCGUUUCCCACUGGGAAAAGAAGAUUGGCAAAACCCUCGAAAAGGUCUAUGUUCCAGAGGAACAAGUUUUGAAGGACAUCCAAGCUGCUCCACAUCCUGUAAAUCUAUUUAUGUCAAUUAAUCACGCAGCCUUUGUGAAGGGUGACCAAACAAAUUUUGAGAUGAAGCCUUCUUUUGGAGUUGAAGCUUCUGAGCUUUACCCUGAUGUGAAAUACACCUCUGUAGAUGAGCAACUGAAUCUGUUGGUCUAA